Molecule: messenger RNA, 2157 nt
Organism: Thrips palmi
Lineage: Eukaryota; Metazoa; Arthropoda; Insecta; Thysanoptera; Thripidae
Product: lysophosphatidic acid receptor 3-like
Exons: 5
Coding region: 1-1596 (531 amino acids)
Biological process (GO): chemical synaptic transmission; G protein-coupled receptor signaling pathway, coupled to cyclic nucleotide second messenger
Cellular component (GO): membrane; dendrite
Molecular function (GO): neurotransmitter receptor activity; G protein-coupled serotonin receptor activity
Source: RefSeq, a predicted model, not a curated record
AUGCUGCGUGCUUCAAGAGAACAGUCAGAAAACAAAAGUACACACAAUCAAAACAGAAACGACAUUUGUACAAGAGUGUCUGCAGCUUCCCUGAACUCAUCACUUAGAGUAAAGGACGGCCUGCUCGAACACUCGCCUUACGCCCUACUAGGUUCUUCCCGGGAAGCUCCUAUAAAUACAAGAUUGCGCGACGCGGCACAUCGGCAACGCCCUGGGUCAGUGCGCUGCAGUGCUCACGUGGAUAGUGUCGUCUGGCUUGGUGACCGUGGCGGUGGACGCGUAGUGCGCGGUGAUGUUCUUGUGGUCAACGCGCGUGUCGUGGACGGAGAGGGCGGAGGGGAGGCCGGCCGUGCUCUGAGGCCGCGGCGGCGCCGAUAUGACGCUCGCCACCCUGCAGCCCCUGCACCCCUGGAGGCGGUGGCGGAGAGGUACUGCCCGCUGGAGGUGGGCGGGCUGGAUGGCGGCGCCGGGGAGGACGCCGAGGCCCUGCGCCAGUUCUUCAAGGUGAAGCUGGCCGUGGACGUGGCAGUGUGCUUCCUCGUCCUCGCCGGCAACGCCCUCACCAUCAGCGCCCUGCUGCACCAGCGCUGGUGCCGCAAGGAGACGCUGUGCCCCCGGUUCAAGGUGUCCUCCCUGUUCGUCAUGAACCUGGCGGUGGCCGACUUCUUGAUCGGCUGCUCCAUGCUGUUCUUCCUCGUGUCCCACUACGUGUGCUCCAUCUCGGAGUACAUGACGCAGCACCGGUUCCUGUGCGUCACCAAGACGGCCACCUUCAUGUUCUCCGGCAUCAUCUCCGUGUGCACGCUGGGCGCCAUCUCCAUCGACCGCUACGUGGCCGUAAUCCACAGCCUGCGCUACCAGGAGUACAUGACGAGGAGGCGCGCGUGCGGGAUCAUCUCCCUGACGUGGGUGGUGGGGCUGGUGAGCGCCAGCAGCCUGUUCCUCUGGAACCACUUCGAGGCCGGCAAGCCGUGCCUGGACACCGUCAUCCCCAAGAGGCUCAUGGUGUUCCUCGUGGCGCCCUUGCACGUCCUCGUCCUCAGCGUCAUCCUGGUGGCGCACAUACGCAUUCGACAGGAGAUCAAGCGGAUGCGCGCGCGCCGCAAGGAGCACGAGAAGUCCAUCUGGGGCGCGCAGGUGCAGCGAGGCUCCAUCAAGUCCAUGCGCGCCGUGGUGCUGGUCAUCGGCUGCUACGUCGUCUGCUACGUGCCCUUCACGUGCGUGCUGGGCGCGCGCCUCAUGGGCGUGCGGUCACCCGGCAUGGACAUGGCCUUCCAGAUCCUGUGCACGGUCAUCAACCUCAACCCCAUGCUCAACCCGUUCAUCUACUCGUGGAAGAACGCGUCGGUGCGCACGGCCCUGCGCCAGUUCUUCGACAAGGUGGCCCUGCUGACCGGGGUGUCGGCGCCGCGUGACCCACGCGACGGCAAGAAGGUCAUCAGCACCACGCUGACGGCGUCCAGCCUGACGGCCUCCAGCCUGAGCGCCACGCUCAGCCACAGCGGGCAGGGCAGGCAGGGCCCAGGCCAGGGCCCCGCCGUCAUCUCGGGCAAGCAGGUCCCCGAGCGCUACGUGCCCUACGAGAACGUCAUCUGACGACGUCAUCUAGUCCAGAAGCUGCAUCCCAGACGCGUACCUUUCAUUCUCCCCGGACUUUUGGCCAGCCAGCAGCGUGCGGUCGCAGUGUGAGAGUGUCUCUGUGUGUACUGUUAAUAGAAAUGUGGACUGACGCUAGCGAUAAUUUCGUCGCUCCACCGAAACAAGACUGAUUAAUCAAUGCAAUUAGUAAUUACAUUGUGUACUAACAAAUCUAAGUCAGUUUGUCGUGUGCAUUAUUCCUCGAGUUCACCCGCACAGGUUUUCCCAGGGAAAAAGCCUCCGCAGCGAGUCGACCGGGCGCAUUUCGCUCUGAAUGAAACAAAGUGCUCGAAGGGAACGGCGCGGCUUCCGUUUUCCUCUUGCUUUACAUUCUCCAGUUGGCCUACAGGCCAGACAGCAAAAAAAUCAAGCAGUUAAAAUUCUAAAUUCAGUAAAAUUCGACACUAUUCGACUCCCUGAACGUUGGGUACAGCACGCCUCGUGGCCUCUGCGUCAAUUGCCUUGAUUUUUUUUUACCCCCAGGAUCCCCGACAACAUGGCCAUGUUGACGUUUACUUG